UAGCCACUCACUCACACUCACGCACUGUUAGAUGUUAGGUUGCAUAAAGGCAUGCCAGUGCUUGUGAAAUUCUGAACCUUUUUUAUUUUCUUCACAUUUCACUGUAGGCUUUGAGAAUUCAGAGUUCAAGGUUUCAGCAAUUGGGUAUUUCUCUUUUGGUGUGAAGGAGAAGAAGGAGGAUGCUUGCUUCUGCAGCAAAAUAAGGGGUUUUUGCUCUUGGGUUUGCUGAUUUCUGGUCAGUGGGUCUUUGACUCUUUGCUGAUUUUUUAAGAGAUUGAAGCAACUUUCUGCACUUCCAUAUUUGUGGUCUUGGGAUCUCAAUUCCCAAGUGGGCAUUGGUGAUUGCACUUGUUUUACUGAAUUACUUGGAAGUUUUGCUUCACUUGAAGUUGCAAAGCUGGGUUGUUGAAGUUAAGGUCUUUUGGGAUUUGAGUGCUGAAAGUUUCUUCGUUUGAAUUUCUUAUGGGAGUGUUGGUGUUGAAUUGAGUUGGGGGGAUUUUCUUUGGUUUCAUCAAUGGAGGUAUUGGGGUUACUCCAAUGGCAUUCCUCAAAUGGGUUCUCUUGGCCUGCUGUAUUGGUUCAGUUUUCGGUCUUAAUUCCCCAACCCAAUCCUGUUAUCCAAAUGAUUUUCUUGCAUUGAGGGAGUUUGCAGGAAACCUCACAAAUGGGUCUAUGAUCACAGCAUGGCACAACACAUCAACUUGCUGCCAAUGGGAUGGUGUUGUCUGUGGGAAUGUGAACAAUGGGACAGUUGUUGCUAGUAGAGUCACACAGUUGAUUCUUCCCAGCAUGAGUCUCAGUGGAACGAUUUCACGCUCUUUGGGUCGAUUGGAUCAGCUGAAGUUGCUUAAUCUUUCUCUGAAUCAUCUUGAAGGUGGAUUGCCUGCAGAGCUCUCAGACUUGAAGCACCUGGAGGUUCUUGACUUGAGCAAUAACAUGCUGUCCGGACCAGUUUCAGGUGCGCUUUCCGGUUUGAAUUCGAUCAGAGUUCUGAAUAUUUCAAGCAAUUCAAUCCAUGAUGAUUUGUCUGAGCUUGGAGGAGGAUUCUCACAUCUUGUUGUGUUCAACAUAAGCAAUAAUUCAUUCACUGGUCAGUUCAACCCUCGGAUUUGUAGCUCUUCCAAUGAAACCCACAUUCUAGAUAUGUCUUGGAACCGUUUGGUGGGAAGUCUUGAAGGCUUAGACAAUUGCAGCAGGUCUCUCCAACAAUUGCACCUGGACUUCAAUUCAUUUUCAGGCUAUCUACCUGAAUCUUUGUAUACGUAUUCGGCUUUGGAGCAGCUUUCAGUCUCUGGGAACUCUCUUUCCGGCCAGAUAAGCAAGGAACUGAGUAAGCUUUCUAGCCUCAAGACCUUAGUCAUUUCUUCAAACCAAUUUUUGGGUGAACUUCCAAAUGUGUUUGGGAACCUUAGACGACUAGAACAGUUAGUUGCACAUUCAAAUAUGUUGUCUGGCCCAUUAGCUUCAACCUUGGCACUCUGUUCAAAUCUUCGAGUGCUUGACCUUCGAAACAAUUCUCUAUCCGGUUCCAUUGAUCUAAAUUUCACUGGACUUCCAAAACUCUGCACACUUGAUCUUGCCACUAAUCAUUUUUCUGGUUUCCUUCCAAAUUCACUUUCUAAUUGUCGUGAGUUGAAAACGUUAAGCCUUGCUAGGAAUAAAUUAAGGGGUUCAAUUCCGGAAGACUUUGCCAAACUCACAUCCCUAUUCUUCCUCUCAUUGUCGAAUAACAGUUUUGUGAACUUAUCUGAGACACUAUCUGUGCUGCAGCAAUGCAAAAAUCUCACAACUCUAAUUCUUUCAAAAAAUUUCUUUGGUGAGGAGAUUCCGAAAAAUGCAAGUGGGUUUGAAAGCUUAAUGGUUUUAGCACUCGGGAAUUGUGCUCUCAAAGGCCAAAUUCCAGUUUGGUUAUUGAGUUGCAGGAAGUUGCAAGUCCUUGAUUUAUCUUGGAAUCGCUUGGAUGGUCCCAUCCCUUUGUGGAUAGGUCAGAUGGAAAACUUGUUUUAUUUGGACUUUUCAAAUAAUUCACUCUCGGGAGAAAUCCCAAAAAGUAUGACAGAGCUGAAAAGCCUCAUAUCUACAAAUUGCACUCAUGCAAACCUUAUUGCUUCUGCUGGCAUCCCGUUAUUUGUAAAACGGAAUAGGAGUGCUACUGGCCUGCAGUACAACCAGGUCUCAAAUUUUCCUCCGUCAAUACUCUUGAGCAAUAACAGAAUAAAUGGAGCAAUGUGGCCUGAGAUCGGACGAUUGAAGCAGCUCCAUGUUUUGGAUUGGAGCCGGAACAACAUUAGUGGGACCAUCCCAAGCUCCAUCUCGGAGAUGGAGAACUUGGAAGCAUUGGAUUUAUCAUUCAAUGAUCUCUAUGGUUCGAUCCCUCCAUCACUUAGCAAGCUCACAUUCUUGUCAAAGUUUAGCGUGGCAAAUAAUCACCUCCAUGGAGUGAUUCCCAAUGGAGGACAGUUCUUAAGCUUUCCCAGCUCAAGUUUUGACGGUAACUCGGGGCUUUGUGGGGCAAUGUACACUCCAUGUGGUGAUAUCAGCAGUACAAGUCUCAAGCCUGUAACUCCAUCCAGUUCAAACAGUAGAUUUGGUCGAAACAGCAUCCUUUGUGUAGUAAUCAGCAUAGGAGUUGGGGUUGCAUUGCUUCUUGCAGUUGGUUUGCUUAAAAUGUCAAGGAGGGGAGCAAAGGAUCAAAUUGAUGAUUUUGAUGAGGACAGCAGGCCGCACAGGAUAUCCGGAGCCCUUGCAUCGUCAAAACUGGUGCUGUUCCAAAAUUCAGACUGUAAGGAUUUUACAGUGUCAGACUUGUUAAAGUCUACAAACAAUUUCAACCAAGCCAACAUAAUUGGUUGUGGUGGUUAUGGACUGGUUUACAAAGCCAACCUACCGAAUGGAGCAAAAGCUGCAAUCAAGAGACUUUCUGGGGAUUGUGGACAGAUGGAACGUGAAUUUCAAGCUGAAGUGGAAGCCCUCUCAAGAGCUCAGCACAAGAACCUUGUCUCUCUUCAAGGUUACUGCCGGCAUGGUAAUGACAGACUGUUAAUCUACUCCUACAUGGAGAACGGAAGCUUGGAUUAUUGGCUGCAUGAAAGUGUUGAUGGUGUUUCGCUUCUAAAAUGGGAUGUAAGACUUAAGAUAGCUCAAGGUGCGGCUCGUGGGCUAGCCUACUUGCACAAGGGUUGUCAGCCAAAUAUAGUGCAUCGAGAUAUAAAAACAAGCAACAUUCUUCUAGAUGAAAAAUUUGAAGCUCACUUGGCUGAUUUUGGUCUUUCAAGGUUACUUCGUCCUUACGAUACCCAUGUUACAACAGAUCUGGUUGGGACUUUGGGUUAUAUUCCUCCAGAGUACAGUCAGACAUUAACAGCAACCUGCAGGGGCGAUGUUUACAGUUUUGGUGUUGUUCUUCUUGAGCUUCUUACUGGUAGGAGGCCUGUAGAAGUAUGCAGAGGAAAAAACUGCAGAGAUUUGGUAUCGUGGAUGUUUCAGAUGAGAUUUGAGAAGAGAGAUGAAGAGAUUAUAGAUUCGUCAAUUUGGAAUAAGAAUCAUGAGAAGCAACUUUUAGAUGUUCUUGGUGUUGCCUGUAAAUGCCUGGAUCCCAAUCCGAGGCAGAGGCCCUUUAUUGAAGAAGUUGUGUCAUGCCUUGACGGUAUAGGAUUUGAGAGCGGGAAACAAUGACCAUCCUUGUUGCAUUUCCAUCCUAUGGAACUCAGCAACUCAGCUGAGGUUCCAUUAGCAUCCCAAUAUGGAAAGGUAUACCUGAAAAGCAACACUAUUGCUAGUCUAUAGUUGGGGUCUUUGGUUUCUUAUAAAAAGAACUCAUUUGGUACUAUGUUAUACUGAUGUAAUAUGUAUACAACGGCCAUGUUGGCCGCUUCUACCUGAAAUAAGCAUUACAAAAUUCCGUCCUCUUUUCUCCUGAAAUGCGUUAAUUUUGUUUUCUUAGAUUUUUAAUUGAUUUCAUUUCGUUGUACAUACAUGAUGAACUCAGUGUAACAAGGUGACAACAGAAGCACCUUUCUAUGAGCAUGAAGUACGCUUCUAUGUCGUAGGAAAAGUAUGAUAUUGAUUUCUCUCACA
Messenger RNA from Malus domestica (apple), 4077 nucleotides. RefSeq names its product phytosulfokine receptor 2. Gene Ontology annotation, molecular function: protein kinase activity; protein binding; ATP binding. Gene Ontology annotation, cellular component: membrane. The record is from RefSeq and is a predicted model, not a curated record. Gene Ontology annotation, biological process: protein phosphorylation. NCBI's taxonomy places the organism in Eukaryota, Viridiplantae, Streptophyta, Magnoliopsida, Rosales, Rosaceae.